This is a messenger RNA of Aspergillus tubingensis, 1194 nucleotides long. RefSeq names its product serine/threonine-protein kinase. The transcript has 4 exons. Gene Ontology annotation, biological process: protein phosphorylation; cellular response to oxidative stress. The coding region runs from base 1 to 1194 and encodes 397 amino acids. The record is from RefSeq and is a predicted model, not a curated record. Gene Ontology annotation, molecular function: ATP binding; calcium/calmodulin-dependent protein kinase activity; calmodulin binding. NCBI's taxonomy places the organism in Eukaryota, Fungi, Ascomycota, Eurotiomycetes, Eurotiales, Aspergillaceae.
AUGGCGUCGCAACCGCAAGCAGGUCAACGGCCGAAGGUCCAGCCCUGCCGAUACAAGACCGGAAAGACCCUGGGAGCUGGCUCCUACUCGGUCGUCAAGGAAUGUGUGCACAUCGACACCGGCCACUACUAUGCGGCCAAGGUCAUCAACAAGCGCUUGAUGGCGGGACGUGAGCACAUGGUUCGAAAUGAGAUCGCGGUGCUGAAAAGGGUGUCGAUGGGGCAUCAGAACAUCCUGACCUUGGUCGAUUACUUUGAGACUAUGAACAACUUGUAUCUGGUUACCGAUCUUGCGCUUGGUGGCGAGCUUUUCGAUCGCAUUUGCCGAAAGGGCAGUUACUACGAAUCCGAUGCCGCGGACCUCAUUCGUGCUAUUCUUUCCGCUGUGGCAUACCUGCACGACCACGGCAUCGUGCAUCGGGACCUGAAGCCAGAGAACCUUCUUUUCCGCACUCCGGAGGAUAAUGCAGAUCUACUGAUCGCAGACUUUGGUUUGUCGAGGAUCAUGGACGAGGAGCAGUUCCAUGUUCUUACAACGACGUGCGGUACACCGGGAUACAUGGCGCCCGAGAUCUUCAAAAAGAGUGGUCAUGGAAAGCCAGUAGACAUCUGGGCCAUCGGUGUCAUCACCUACUUCUUGCUAUGCGGCUACACCCCCUUUGACCGCGACUCCAACCUGGAAGAGAUGCAGGCCAUCCUUGCAGCAGACUACUCCUUCACCCCAAUCGAAUACUGGCGCGGCGUUUCCCACGACGCACGAGACUUCAUCAAGCGUUGCCUAACCAUCGACCCUAGCGCUCGGAUGACAGCCCACGACGCCUUGCAACACGCCUGGGUCAACCCGCCCUACGACACAUCCGCCGACAAGCUCGGCUCCGGCGAAGAUCUCCUCCCGACCGUCAAGAAGAACUUCAACGCCCGUCGCACCCUCCACAAGGCCAUCGAUACCGUUCGCGCCAUCAACAAGCUUCGCGAAGGCGGCGGCCUAAUGAUGGACGGCAUGAUGAGCGUCGACCCCAAGCCCGAACGAGUCAACGGCAACGACGUCAUCGAAGAACGACGGGACCACGACGGAGACAUGGAAAUCGACGGCCGUGCCAAUGCUCGUGGUCAGACGGAAGAGCAGAUCCGUGCUCAAGAGCGGAAAGUUCAAGAAAUGGUCGCCGGGUUGUGGAGUCGCACUGGGAAGAAAUAA